Labrus mixtus (cuckoo wrasse) is the source of this 1846-nucleotide messenger RNA. It is a transcript of the gene fbl, whose product is annotated as fibrillarin. Gene Ontology annotation, molecular function: RNA binding; rRNA methyltransferase activity; histone H2AQ104 methyltransferase activity. The transcript is spliced from 9 exons. Lineage: Eukaryota; Metazoa; Chordata; Actinopteri; Labriformes; Labridae. The coding region runs from base 146 to 1126 and encodes 326 amino acids. The record is from RefSeq and is a predicted model, not a curated record. Gene Ontology annotation, cellular component: Cajal body; box C/D methylation guide snoRNP complex; nucleolus. Gene Ontology annotation, biological process: rRNA methylation; box C/D sno(s)RNA 3'-end processing.
CUGCAGCGGCUCGAGAAGACGAAGAAGAAGUGUCCGCUGCACGUGCGUAGCGCUCACAUCGCGUCGGUCCUCCCGGAGAGACACACAGAAGAAGACGAGGGGAAGAAGAUCCACCAGUUUAAGUUAACCUUUUACACCAGACAACAUGAGACCAGGGUUCAGUCCUCGUGGAGGAAGUAGAGGAGGAUUCGGCGACAGAGGGAGAGGAGGAAGCAGAGGAGGAUUCGGCGACAGAGGAGGAAGUAGAGGGGGAUUCGGCGAUAGAGGACGAGGAGGAUUCAGGGGAGGAAGAGGUGGAUCAUUCCGGUCUCCUGAUGGAGGAGGAUUUAGAGGCAGGGGAGGCGGCGGCAGAGGGGCCCCAAGAGGAGGAAGAGGAGGGAGGGGAGGAAGAGGAGGCUUUGGAGCAGGGAGGAAGGUCAUGGUGGAGCCACACAGACAUGAAGGUGUGUUUAUCUGCAGAGGAAAGGAGGACGCUCUGGUGACAAAGAACAUGGCGGUGGGAGAUUCUGUGUACGGAGAGAAGAGGAUCAGUGUUGAGGAGGGAGAAGUGAAGACGGAGUACAGAGCCUGGAAUCCGUUCAGGUCUAAGCUGGCAGCGGCCAUCUUGGGAGGAGUGGACCAGAUCCACAUCAAGCCGGGGGCGAAGGUCAUGUACCUGGGAGCUGCUUCAGGAACCACAGUGUCCCACGUGUCGGACAUCGUCGGACCGGAAGGUCUGGUGUAUGCGGUGGAGUUUUCUCAUCGAUCAGGUCGUGAUCUCCUGAACGUGGCAAAGAAACGCACAAACAUCAUUCCCAUCAUCGAAGACGCCCGACACCCACACAAAUACCGCAUGCUCGUCGGUAUGGUGGACGUGAUCUUUGCUGAUGUUGCUCAGCCGGAUCAAACCAGAAUCGUCGCUUUGAACGCUCACAACUUCCUGAAGAACGGAGGACACUUUGUCAUCUCCAUCAAGGCUAACUGUAUAGACUCGACGGCGGCUCCUGAGGCGGUGUUUGCCGCGGAGGUGAAGAAGAUGAGCGCUGAGAACAUGAAGCCACAAGAGCAGCUCACACUGGAGCCCUACGAGAGAGACCACGCCGUGGUGGUCGGCAUCUACAGACCUCCACCCAAAACGAAGAAAUGAGGCGAGCAGAGGAGUUCAAGGAGACGGAUGACCAUCUUCAAACCGACGUCUGCUUUUUUUUUUCGUUCCGUCAGAAUUUGUCUGUAGAUCUCCACAGCCGCACCUCCGCCUGUCUGUAGCUCCUCCCAUCUGUUUGUAGUUUCUUUCUCUGCAGGGAGACGCGACGCCUGACUGAUAACCGACCAAACCGCUGGAACAUCUUUCUGGUUUCUGAUUGUUUGAGGUCUUUGUAUCAUGUGGACCACACGGCUGGAGGAGCGUUUCAGCAGAUGAGACAAACAGUUUAUUUCAACAUGUGCAGCCUCUUGAUGCUGCAGCUUUUUAAACAUCAAGGAAAUUAGAUUAUUCUAUCAAUUUUCUCUGAUCCUAUAUGAAUAUUUUUCACACCCCGAGAUGUCUUUAUAUCUUUAGUGUAUGAUAAGUUAUCAGUCAGAGCUUAAUGUCCACGUCUGUGUUCAUACUGUCUGUGUAGGUAAGGACGCCUGAAAGCAGACGAUUGGCGGUGAGGUGGUUAACUCGACCCUUGGUGUGUGUGUACAGACAAAUAUAAUCCCGGUGACUUUUUCCCACUUUGACUAGUAGUGCGAUACUCAAAGUGUAACUUUCUUUUGUUGUUGUAUGAAGAGGAAUGGUUGCACGCCAUUACAGUCUAUUCUGUUUUUUUUUUUUUGACAUGAUGGAAAAACUUUGUUUUAAUAAAAUGUGUAUUAUUCUUGUUUA